AUGCCUCUUGUGUUGUCUUUCAUGCGAAAUGAACCUUUGCACUCUACUGUCAUCAGUCUCGAUAAAGACAACCGGACGGCCCUGCGCUAUCACGUAGUCACCACCAGGUCCCGAGACAAGAGGACAACGACUAUAACUACGACUGCGACCGAGCUCGGUGUUGUUGCAGAAAUAGAAUGGACUCCGUCAUUCACGUCGGGCAUAGUAAUUAUGGCCGGACAACGAACACCAAUAGAUCAAUUCAUUCCCCAUGGAAGUUUGUUCGGUACCACGUACGUCUAUAUCAUCGGUGACGAACGGCGCAACUUAUCAGGGAACGACCAUGUAUCUUUUGACAGAAUACGAAGCUUUCGAUUUCGCAAUGGGGAAGAAUACAGAUGGAAACACUCGGGCGGGUCUUGCCUCUUGCUCUUCGACUCGAAGGACGAUGCUGUCGUCGCGCGGUCGCUCCCCGCCAGGGUCGGACCUGGGGAGGAGCGAGACUUGACUCUCGAGAUCAGAGAUCGAGGGCUGCGUCUCACCGACCGAAUUUUCCUCACAUUUGUGAUUGUGGAGCAUCUGGAGCGGAUGUCGCGUCUCUCGACUGCGCACAACCGCGGCAAACGCGUGUCCGACAUCGUGGGCGCCAUGUCGAUGUAUUCCGCUGUAGCGAACAAUGUCUCGAUGACUUCGAGCUUGUAUGCCACGACAAUGGGAUUGUGA
Molecule: messenger RNA, 702 nt
Organism: Fibroporia radiculosa
Lineage: Eukaryota; Fungi; Basidiomycota; Agaricomycetes; Polyporales; Fibroporiaceae
Exons: 2
Coding region: 1-702 (233 amino acids)
Source: RefSeq, a predicted model, not a curated record